Molecule: messenger RNA, 959 nt
Organism: Brachypodium distachyon (stiff brome)
Lineage: Eukaryota; Viridiplantae; Streptophyta; Magnoliopsida; Poales; Poaceae
Exons: 1
Coding region: 17-634 (205 amino acids)
Source: RefSeq, a predicted model, not a curated record
AAGCGCGCGCCUGCCUAUGGCGGCGUGGUGGUGCUGGCCGCUGCCGGCGUGGCUGGGCUCCAGCGCGGCGUGGUUCGUGCUCCUGAACGUCGUCGUGGGCGCCAUCUUCGCCCUGUCGUCGCGGCCGCAGCCGCCGUCUCCGUCGUCUUCGGCGUCACCACGCCGCCGCGGGGUCACGCGCAGGGCCUCCCCGGUGCUGCUGCAGCGGAUCCGGUCCUUCUCCACCUUCUCCUUCCCGUCCUAUAAUUCCCAGGAAACAGAGGAGAUCACGACGCCGAGGAGGCGGCCGCCGUCGACCCCGCGUGCUGCUGUUGCCGUUGCAUCUGCAGCGGCACCGGCCGCGGCGGCGGAAGGGGAUGACAUUGACGAGGACGAGGGAGACGCGAACGCGAACGCGAUGAGCAUGGACGAGGUGUACGCGCUGGUCCUGGCGGCGGGACGGCCACAGGCGCCGACGGAGGACGAAACGGCCAGGUACGAGGUGGACGCCAAGGCGGAGGAGUUCAAGGAGGACCUGAGGCAGCAGCGCCUCCGCUCCAUCUUCAACUACACCCAGAUGCUCAAACAGCGCGCGGCGGCCGCUGCCCGUCGCGCGCCCGUAACCGCCGCGCCACCAGAUACCACCAAUCAUUGAUCGUUCAACUCAAGCUGAGACUAGCCCGGAGACGAAUUCAGGCUCGAGUUGUUGCCCAUGUCAUGCAUGCGUGGCAGCGGGAUCGCCGCCGGCAGCCGGAUCCAGCUUGGAUCCACGUGUUCAUUGCUUAUCUGUUUCAAGGGAGACCAGUUCAGUUUUGAGUUGCCUUCGUCUCCUGUGUAUAUACGGAAUCGGUAGAAUGUGUAGAUGUUGCAUGAUGUAUUCUUUAAUUUUGUUGUCAUUAAGUACGGAGUAGUGUACAUUCUUUCAUUUGUAACUUCAAUCACGUGUGUUUCUUAUACGAGAAGGAUCGAGUUUGGUCAAA